Molecule: messenger RNA, 2300 nt
Organism: Drosophila obscura
Lineage: Eukaryota; Metazoa; Arthropoda; Insecta; Diptera; Drosophilidae
Product: nose resistant to fluoxetine protein 6
Exons: 10
Coding region: 25-2085 (686 amino acids)
Molecular function (GO): acyltransferase activity, transferring groups other than amino-acyl groups
Source: RefSeq, a predicted model, not a curated record
ACUGCUUAGUGGAACACACCCAAGAUGCUCCGCUUGCUGCAGUCUCUGGUUCUUCUAGCCACCCUCCGCCUGGGCCAGGGACAGGCCAUCGUUUCCUCUGUUCAGUUAAAUUUGACUCUAUACAAGCGGAUGCCCGCCUUGUACCAGCUUGACGACUACGACCUCUGCCUGGGAAGCGACUCCCGCACCUACUGUCUGGUCUAUGCCGAGAUCGUGCCGAAUGCCAGCUCCACUCUGUGGCAGCAAAUCCAAGGUCUCUCCGGGGAUGUCAAGCAUCGCUUUCGGCACGAUCGCCUCUUCAGGGGUAUUUGCCUGGAGCGCUGUCAGCUCAAUCAUCAGCACUUGUACGAGGGAGGGGUCCUAGAUGAGGACCUGAGCUCCUACUAUUCCAGAGUGCAUGGACGAUCUGCAGUAGAGCGCCUGCUCAACGAUCCGCUGGUCAAUAGCUGUUUGAAUCUGGAAUUUAGCCAGAAAUUCUCGUUGCGUGUACGCAGCCUCAUCGAGUAUUGCGUGAAGUCGGGCGAAAACUUGCCGCACGAUGCCCUUGAUCUAACUGUUUGCGCUCUUGUGGCUGCUAUCCUGCUGAUCACUGUAUUAUCCACCCUCUACGAUCAUAUUCUGAGGAAACGCGACUCCCAGGCAGACAACCUCUUCUAUCAGCAGUGCCCACAGCAUUGGAGGGAGCAGCUACUCACCUCCUUCUCGCUGGUGCGCAACUACUAUCGCCUGACCCUGGCCAAUGGCAGCGACUUUGCACGCGAUAUUCGAUUCUUCGAUGCCUUCCGGGUGAUCGGAGUGUUUGUUGUGAUCUUGGGCCACACGCUGAUGGUUUUCAUGACGGUGCAGAUUGAGAAUCCCGAGUUCUACGAGCAGUUCCUUUACCGAUUCGAGACCUCGAUCUUCCAGAAUGGCAGUGUGUUCAUCCAGAUCUUCUUUGUGAUGAGCGGCUUCCUUCUCUAUGUGAACUUCACCGAGCGCCAGCUGGUCCACCCAAAGUCGGGGAUUCUGGAAUGCAUCGGCGUUUACUUUCGUGUGUUCUUCUACAGAUACUUUAGACUCUUGCCCUCGCUCCUGGCUGUGAUCCUGUUCAAUGGCUCGUUCCUGGCCCGCCUGCAGAGUGGACCCUUCUGGCGGCACCUGACAGAGGCCGAGCGAGUAUUCUGCCGCGAGAACUGGUGGAAGAAUGUGUUCUUCGUGAAUAACCAUAUGCUGGAGGACAGUUGCUCCCAUCAGACCUGGUAUUUGGCGGCGGAUAUGCAGCUCUUUGAGCUCUUCCUGAUCGUCAUUGUUAUCAGCAAAAAGCAUCCAAUACUGGCUAAACCCAUCUAUAUUGUUCUAUUCCUGCUGGCUUUCGGCGUGCCUGCAUUUCUCACAUAUCUCCUGAAACUCGACGCCGUCUACCACCUUCGACCAGAGACAUAUCGAUACUUGUACUUUCGACAAUCGGACACCUUCUACCAGAUAUAUCCGCCCUUCUAUACCAAUCUGGCCGGGUAUCUGCUGGGCUUCAUUUGCGGAAACCUCUACCUGAAUCAGCGCCACAGUGCCGUCGUCUAUCGCGGACAGCGAAAGUACGAGCUAGGCUUGUGGCUGCUGGUGCCGGCUGCCUUGGGUCUGCUCCUCUCCGGCUACAUAUUCAUCAGGCACGACUUCGAGAAGCCGUCGCUGUGGCUGGCCCUCUAUGCGGGCCUCUACAGAAACCUGUGGGUCCUGAUCUGCGGCGGAUUCGUCUACUUCAUGUGCUGCAAAGUGGGAGGUAUCGCCUAUAGAUUCUGCACUUUGCCGGUGUUCCGUCCUCUGGCGCGGAUCUCCUUCCAAGUAUUUCUCUGGCACAUUGUCGUCCUGCGCGUCGUGGCCGGGUACUUUCGGCAGCCGGUCUACGUGACUAGUUUCUCCUUGUUCUCCAAUGUUGUGGUCGUGUUCGUUUUGACUCAUGCGGUUGCGGCUUUUGUAGCGCUGCUGUUGGAAUACCCCAUGGUGGAGGUGGUAAAGUGCCUUUUUAUGACGAGCAGAGGAACAACGAACCCGCCAGCAAACAACAAAACAACAGAAAUUCAAAUGGAAAACGCAUCAACAGCUGCUUAGUGUUCCAGGGCUGCAGCAUUAACAAUGUGUUUGCAAAUAAAUUCCCCUUAAAUAUUAGAUAUUCGCAAUCGGUUUGAAAAACAUAAGAAAAUGGAAAUACCCGAUCAUAUUCAAAAUUAUGCCGGAAAAUGGUUUUAUGAACCAUAUUAGUGAUUGUUAUUUUGAAAUAAAACGCCCAAAACUUCCGCUUAUCGCACAAAAAUAUCGAUAUUUUG